Messenger RNA from Rodentolepis nana, 289 nucleotides. NCBI's taxonomy places the organism in Eukaryota, Metazoa, Platyhelminthes, Cestoda, Cyclophyllidea, Hymenolepididae. The record is from the annotation of a GenBank genome assembly.
GUUUGUUCGAAACAGUCGCCAGAAGAAGUUCAAAAGCGAGCAAGACGAAAUUACCUUAGACGAGCACGAUCUCUUUAUAAUCCUUCUGGUCCGAGUUACACACCUUACAAUGUGCGAGCUCGAAAAUCCGAAACCGAGGGUCGAAAACGCUUCACAAGAGAAGAGCGUCGAUCAAAGCGUGUUAAGCGAUUGGUACGACAGCUUAGUCGCAGUUACCGAGAUUACUACUGUCAAUGGCAACGCGAUACCACUACCCUACAACCAGAGUGCAGCUGCAUGUGCUGAAUAG